Brenthis ino (lesser marbled fritillary) is the source of this 258-nucleotide messenger RNA. The record is from the annotation of a GenBank genome assembly. Lineage: Eukaryota; Metazoa; Arthropoda; Insecta; Lepidoptera; Nymphalidae.
AUGAGUAGACGCGUACUCGUACCGAGGUACCGGUCGGGAUGUGAGGGUGCGAGCGCUCGCACUCGAGAGCCGCCCGUGGAGACGCGACGACACCGCGUAGGCUUAUUGGUAAUGGUUAAUUAUAAUAAUUAUUAUCGUAGCAAACUUUUCCAAAACGAACGAACUCGAAACUCGGGCUGCGCGCCAGCGCUCAGCCUACCUCGCAUACAAGCGUUCGUGAAACUCCACCGCGUGACUUCGGCGUCGGACGGUAGCGUA